Pecten maximus is the source of this 3513-nucleotide messenger RNA. Its product is annotated as probable low affinity copper uptake protein 2. The transcript has 5 exons. The record is from RefSeq and is a predicted model, not a curated record. Gene Ontology annotation, cellular component: membrane. Bases 124 to 654 code for a protein of 176 amino acids. NCBI's taxonomy places the organism in Eukaryota, Metazoa, Mollusca, Bivalvia, Pectinida, Pectinidae. Gene Ontology annotation, biological process: copper ion transmembrane transport. Gene Ontology annotation, molecular function: copper ion transmembrane transporter activity.
AAUGGUAGCCAUGAAAUCUACAAGAUUGUGAGGGAAGUAUUUUCAUCCGAGAGCUGGUUUUACAAUAAUUUUACGGAUCCUUGAUGUAAAACUUCGCUUUGGGAUGAACAUUUAAAACUUGAAAUGAAAGAUCAUUUCAAUUUUGAGGGUUCCCUGAAAAAUUUCUUUUUCAAGGGAUUAGAUGUUGAAAGUACAAGUGCCUUGGUUGUGACAUGUCUGGUGGUAGGAGCUAUGACCUUCCUACUGGAGGGGGCCAAAAUGUUGAUGUUGUACUGGUCAGCACGAAUUGCACAGAACCCGUUGACCUAUGGUUUUACUGACACAGAAGAUUUAGAUGACCGAGAUGAUCUUACAGCUUCACUGAUGAUUCCAUCAAGUUUAGAACAGAUUCGAUCGAGAAGAAUUAAAUACCACUGCCUGGGAAUGCUGACCCACACUUUUAACCUACUCACAGGCUACAUCAUAAUGUUGGCAGUGAUGACAUAUAAUGUGUGGAUCACCAUAGGGGUCAUCGCUGGAUCAGGAGUUGGGUUCUUCAUAUUUGGUGGUUUGAGGAGUAACAUGCAGACGAAGUAUGAAGGAUUGAAAUCAUCAAUAGAGAAUACAUCAAACUUCCAGAUAAAUCUGGUUGUCCCUGAGGAACAGCAUAUCUAACUUCCAGAUAAAUUUGGCAGUCGUUGAGUAGCAGCACAUCUAACUUCAAAAUAAACCAGGCCAGAGUUUCACCAUUAUUCCUUAACUGAAGGGAAUUCCUUGAGUUAAAAUUUUCCAUAAGAAAGAAUUAUUGGCUCUGUAAGGAAAACUCUUAAUACAGAACUCUCUAGAAAAUUUUAAGUUAAGGAAUAUGUUUAGAAAGUAGUUAUUUCACUUACACAGCACAUUAGUUUUUACACAGUGAAUAUAUUGAUAUUUGCAAAAAUAUUCAAGUUAAGAUUUGAUUUGAAUUGAUCAUUCUGUAAAUUUUAUUAGAUUUUAGUGCUGCAACCUGGAGAAAGGUUUGGAACGUUAAAAACUUAGUUAGAUUAUCAUCUUAACAUGCCAGUUUAAUAUAGCUAUAAUUUUAUAAUUGUUUUACUCUGUAAAAAGUUGUCAAAACACUGUGUACUUGACAGUUUCAUUUUAUCCGAACUCUUUUAUUUCCAACUUUAUCAAAACAGUGGGUUGUGAAGACAUAUUAAAGUCAAACUGUCUUGAAAUUUAAAACUAAAUCUAGUCUUAUUGUAAUAUUUGAAUUUGAUUUGAACAUUAUUUACCUAUGUUUGUAAUGUGUAGAUAGUAUUAUUAAGCUAUACAAUGUAUACAAUACAAUGUAUACAAUAUGAUUAAGAUUUCAAAUGUGACUCAUUGCUGAUGUAUAUAAUAAUGAUAACAUUGGUGUGUAUGAAUGUGUACAAAAUCAGAUUUGUUUAAAUUUUGAAGAAUCAUUUAACAUAUUUUGACCCUGAAGGUGUGAAGCAUUAACACAUUGAGGCCAGAUCUCAUUUAGAUGGUUAAGCUAUGUUGUCCUAGAAGCUUGCUCUGUGUGGAAUGUAUGAAUUUUGAUGGCUUACAUUUUGGUUUUACAUUUUAACUUUAUGUGCUUAUUUGUUGUGCUUUUAAAACUACCGGUUCUGUCAUUGUUUUUAUUUAGCCUUUCCACAUACAGAUGUAAGUUAGAUCACAAUAGUGUGCUUUAUGUUUUUUUAGAUUUUCUGAGUGGAAAGGACAGUUAGAAUGAACUGUAACAAGUAAAAGAUAGAUAACAUUUGUUUUUGUUUUAAUGUUACAACGCCAAUUAUUUAUCAGUCUUUUUAGCCUUACAUUCUUGAUACAUUGAAAAUUGUUUUAAAGAAAACUUGAAGAAAACAAUAAAUUUUGUGAUUUAUUAAGGUUUGGUACUAUUGUAAGUUGUUGUUGUCUCAUUAUCACUUGUUAAAAAAUUCAAAUUAUCACUUAGUUUUUCUCUCUUUUAAAAUGUUAUGGCCCAAAUUUUUAGUGAAAAGUCUAUAGUAUUUGUAUUUUCUUAAUUUCAGCGUUGGUUUCAGCAUGCAGUUUAAUUGUUUACAUGAUUAUUUAUGCUCCUGUUACAUUGAUUUUACUAAUUAACAUUGAUAUUAUGAUAAGUAUGUGCUGUCGUGUUAUUUUUAUCUAUCUCCUCCACUUGACACUAUUCUCUGCACAGGAAAUACUUUGAUUAGCCAAGGAACAAAGAUUCAUUCAUACCUGUAAUUUAUUUGAUAACUAUAAAUAGGAAUCACUUGGCAGCAUCAGGUAAAAUUGAUUUAGAUUAAGUUUUCAAUGGACAGAUUGCAGCUUAGUGAUUGGUCAGGCAUAUAUGUCUAGAACCAAUGAAAUGACUCAUUACAAGCCUUCGAGAUUGACACAGUGAUAUAUAUAAUCUAAGGGUAACAAUCGACAGUAGAUACAUCGAAAAUGAAGAUGUCAUGUCCAAACAUCCCUGGUUAACAAGAUUUUAUUGUUUUUGAGUGAAAUUGUGUAUACGUCAAAAUGAGAUGUCUAAAUACAUAUAUCAAAUGUACAUUUUAAUGAAAUAUUGCUACUUUGUGCGUGUGUUGGUAUGUGUUGGUCAGUAAGCGAUCUGACCGACAUUAUUUAUAAUUCUAAGAUGCUUUUUACUGCUGUUCUAUUUGGUGAAUCGUUAAACUUUUAUGAUAUGACCUUUCAUUGACAUUGUUUCUAUUUGUACCGGUGCUGAACAUUGUUCCCCACCAACUUUGAUGAAUUGUGCUCCAUCUGUCUUCAUGCACCCAUGCACGCGCAAACACCUGUGCAUGCAAGUUUGAAAAGAAUUACCUUGACCACAGUCACAUCUGGAAAACUUAGUGCUACAAAAAAGUGGUGAAACUAGGCCCAAAAUAAGGGUUCCUGUACAGAUUGCAUGCAUCAUAUGCAGAAUUCGACCUAAAUUUCAUGAAUGAGUAAUUUAGUUCAAAAUCUUGUUAAGAAGAAUAAUGUUUUGGCCAUUUCUGGGUAACUGUAGUGCUACCAAACUAUUAACACAGAGAAUAUGUACAGGUGACACGACUAGGUUUUUUCAUAAUGUAUGUUGUGGAUGCAGAAUGUUAUCUCUGUUAUAUGCAUCUUUGUACUUUUAUAAACUUUUAAUAUAAGAGUUUGGUUGUUACAUUUGAUGCAAUUGUUGCAUAAUUACAUUUUUGUAUAUAUUCACUUUCAGAUGUUCAGAAAUGUUAGGAAUCAGCUACAGCAUUAAAAAAAAAUUUUGCCUACUUUUUUUGUUUAUCCGACAUCAUUUGUGACAUUAAAACGGUAUAAACUGUGUGGCCAUUACUCCAAAAAUGUGAGUCUGUAUGGGUUUUCAGUACGUAACAUAUGUAAUUUGUAAAUGUUACUAUGAUAAAUACACUUUGCAUGUACGUUUUAUUACAAAAAUGCAUCUUGUAUUAACUCGAUAUUAAUUACAAUGAUACACUUUGUUUAUGUUUGUUGAUUCCAGUUAUUUAUAUAGUAAACUACUUACAAUAAAAUUCAUUUGUUACAAUAACUUCAAGCAAA